UGAAAACAACCUAAAUGGCGGACGACUUGUGAGGGAAAAGAUAAUUCCAAAUCAUGGCAGACCAAGAGGCUCCCCCUCCCACAGACAACCCAGAAGAGGGUGGAGCACCAGCAGAACCUACACAAGAACAAACUCCGCAAGAGGAUGCUCCGACUGAUGCACCUCCAGCUGAGACACAAUCUGAAGAAAAGCCAACAGAGCAAACUACAGAGCAAACAGGAGAGACUACAACAGCACCUACAGAAACUGAGGCAGAGAAGACAGAAGUUACGGAAGAAAAAAAGGAUGAAGAAAAUCCAACAACAGAAGGACAAGAAAAGGAGGGUGAGAGUGCUGAGGCUCCAGUAGAGGGUGAGGCUACACAGGAAGCAGAGCAAAAGGAAGGAGAAGCAGCUGAGGCGCCAUCAGAAGGCAUUGUUCCGGCAGAGGGCGAGGCUCCUGCUGGUGAAGAAGUGCCUUCGGGGGAAACUCAACAAGAAGCCACAGAAUCUGCUCCAGAACCUACCCCUGCAGAAGAAGCUGCAGCACCUGAACAAGAACCUCAAUCUACCCAGCAGGAAGAAGCCCCAGCCCCAACUCAGCAAGAAGUAGAAGCACCAGCGCAACAGACAACAGAGAAUUUUGCAAGCCAGAAAGAUGAUCCCAAUUCACCAAGGCCAGAACCAGAACCAGCAUCAUCAAAACCAGUACAGGAUACAACUCUUAGGACCACUGCUAACUUACAAGCUACAGCAACAGUGAAGUUUGUGUUGAUGCCCAGUGGCCAGGUUGUAACACUUGCUUGCACACUGGGACAGACCCUUGCCCAACUCAAGGCACACUUUGCUGCAGAAUUGAAGAUGCCCAUCAACCUGAUCAUGCUCAUGUUUGCAGGUAACAAUAUGGAGGAGACUAAGACACUGGCUGAUCUGGGUGUGGGACCCAACGGAACAAUUCAGCUCGAGAUGCAGUCAUCUGAUCCCGUCAACACACCUAUCAAAUCAUAUCGACCUCGUCAGGAGUACCACAUGCCAGAUGUUAUCACAGUCAGAGUACAGACAGACGAUGAAACAUCAAAAGAUGUCGUGGUUGAGAUCGAGAGAACCACAAGAAAGAAGCCAUACUUAGGUGGUUACAGACACAAGAAAACAGGUGUGGAGUUCCAUCAUGCAUCAGCUCAGACUGUGAGAAAACAACCUGCUCCGUCCACCUUGCUCAAGUACUGUCGUGACACACAGACGGUAGAGCAGCGUCACAAUCUCCAACAGACCAAAAAUGACACUUCCACACAGAUGACAAAAAUUGGUGUCUAUGUAGCUAACCUCACUGAUAAGUUGGUUAAGCCAGGCAAAUAUACAACAGCGGAAGAACACCUUGAUAUGAUGCUUUGCCAGGUCAUCAUCAUACAAAAAUACUACCGUCGCUGGCUCGCCAAACGUUAUGUCCAAAAACUGAAGAUGGACAAACAACAGAGGAUGGAAUGGGAGAGACAGGAAGAAAUAAGGAAACGGAGAGAAAAAGAAGAAAGAAUCAAGAGAGAAUUUGAGAGGAGAAUGAAUCCAAAGACAAAGGAAGAUUUUGACCUGUUAUAUCACGCAUUAGAAAAAUGGCGUCAGGAGGAGCUAGAGAGGAUUAAUCAUACGAUGGAAGAUGCAGAACGUAAGGCAGCACUUUGUAUGUUGUUGGAUCAAGAGACACAACUUAUAUCUGCCAUUGGUAGGCACAAACUGGAGGCAGACGUUGAAAAUAAAGAGAAGAGGAUACAACAGUUUCUCAAGAAGGCUGCCGCCCCUAAGAAAUGGAAGGGAUUUGACGGUAAAGUUACUGAGAUGGAUACCCCCUACACAAUUAGGGCCAAGGAACUCCAGGAUAUCUACAACAGUAUCAACAUGAAAUACUUAACACAGGAUGAACGUCUAGAUGUGCUCCUCACUCUCAAACACACAGUCAAGGAGCAUGACUGUAAACUUACCCAAGAGGUAAUUGAGCUGAUUGACAGAGAGGCAGACCUCCUGAUGAGAGGUGUGAAGGAAUCCAAUCUGGAUGGACUGCGUAAGCGCAUCUCCACCCUCUUCCUUCAGUACAUUAAAACUCCAACCUUCAAUCCAGAGGCAGCCAAAUUACUCAAGGUGCCACAAGAUCCAUCAAGCUUGCGAAAGAACAUCUACUUCUGCCCCAGUUGUAACCAAUAUCUGCCAUCCACAGACUUUGCUCUAUCAUCAAAUUCCCGUACUGUAGGAAAAUGUCGCAAGUGUUCAAAGAUUGAUAACGAUGCUCGCACACGUCAAGACAUCAGUACCUAUCAGUACAUGCUUAAGGUUCUUAGGAAAGCUGAGGAGAUGUACGGAGAUAACUCCAAAAUUGCCUUCCUCCUGCAGGAACAAGAUUUACGUUACCUUGUGGAGAAGAUCUGGAACAGUCAGAGCAUACUGAGUGCUUGGGAGGAUCUUUACGACCUUGUACUGGUCCGCUGGGACAAACACCAAGAGUGGUCUCCCUGGAACUGUAUCCUCCUCACCAAGGACGAGUCAUCUGCACAUGAAAAACUAGUUAAUUUAGAAGAGGGUUACGGUUCUGUAUUCAUACACAAAGUUCAACAGAAGCAUACCUUGGCCAGGAACUACUUCUCCAGACUUCCAGGAAUGGCUGAACACAUAAGAAUCCGUGCCAAUGAAAAAUCCAUGCCCUCAGGACCGACGAUAGCAGGCCAACAACUUCCCGUUCAACAGCGGGCAUAACCGAUAGCAACUCUAAUUGGAUACUAUAUUUAAUAACAUCUUACUUCAUCUAUGUCCUGUUUUUCAAAUCAUGUUAAAAUGUACACAAAAAAUUAAGAAUGGGUUGUCGUGGAAAUAAUUGAAAAUCAGUUAACAUUUAGUUCUUGUACCAUUUCGAGUAUUGCAAAGUGUCCAAGCUGCCACAGUGAAAUAUAAAAAAAGGAAUACUUGAUUUGAUAUUUUUUGUUUUUCGACAUUCUGUAUACAAAACAAAAUGUAAAAGAUCAAGAUGUCUGUGAUGUUUGCAUCUUAAUUUCCUGUAAAAGACUGGAGGACC
This is a messenger RNA of Ylistrum balloti, 3033 nucleotides long. RefSeq names its product IQ and ubiquitin-like domain-containing protein. The transcript is spliced from 12 exons. Lineage: Eukaryota; Metazoa; Mollusca; Bivalvia; Pectinida; Pectinidae. Gene Ontology annotation, molecular function: protein binding. Gene Ontology annotation, biological process: cilium assembly. Bases 54 to 2717 code for a protein of 887 amino acids. Gene Ontology annotation, cellular component: acrosomal vesicle; motile cilium. The record is from RefSeq and is a predicted model, not a curated record.